Messenger RNA from Paramecium pentaurelia, 970 nucleotides. NCBI's taxonomy places the organism in Eukaryota, Ciliophora, Oligohymenophorea, Peniculida, Parameciidae. The record is from the annotation of a GenBank genome assembly.
AUGUAAUUAAAAUCUAUGACUAGUGAUAAAUAAGCAAAUAAAACAACUGGAUUGGGUUCAAGUAGAAUAGAUUAUUAAAGAUUUAAUACAGCUAAGUUGAAAUCUUUGGAAUCUAUUAUUUCAGAUAAAAAUAAUAAAUAAGUUUUAUAACCAUUAGGCAGAAAAGAUGUAUUAUUAAUUGAUACAUUUAGUACAGUAAAUUAAAAUGCUAUAGGACUAUUUAUAAGAAAAAAUAAAUGAAUAUUCUUAGGUUGAGAAAAAAAUUGAACUUUAUAAAAAGGAAGGAGAUCAAAUGAAUGAUUAUGUAGAAGAUCUUAUUAAGGAGUACUGUCUUCAAUUAGUACGUCAAGGUAAAAAAGAAAAUUUAAAUGAUAAUUAAAUAAAAGAAUUGCAAGAAAAGAAAUAACAAUUAAAAUAGGAAACUAUACAGCUACAUAAUAUGAAUAAAGUUUAAUAUUUUGAAUUAGAAGUUUAAUAAGGAUUGAGCUUAAAGUUGAAUGCAUAAAAAUAAUAACUAAAGAAAAAAAUAUAACUUUUUGAAGAAUAUUAUAAAAAGACUGAGUAAAAGAUUAGGUAAAAAUAGCCAAACCUUGAUUUUAAUGAGAUGCCCAAAGCAUAAAGAAAUAAGUUGAAACCAAGUGCUGUGGCCAUCAUUUAAAAGACUCCGGAUGAAAUUUUAUAAGAAAAAACCUUGUUAAUUGAUGAAUAUACAAAAAAGAUAGAAUAGUUGACAUUCUAAAUAUAAGAAAUAACAAGAACUUGUAUUUUGGAGAAAUAAGAAUUAAUAAAAAAGAUAUAAGACACAAAAGAAGAGUAAUUAAAAUUAAGUGAUAAAAUCUUAAACUUAAAAUUGAGAUUAAACAAGUUUGAUAAACUAGAACAAUCUCUAACCAGUGAUAAGUGUAUUUCUGAUAUAAAAUCUAAUGAUACAGAACAUUCAUAAUAAAAAUAAUAAGAAUUGAUCAUAUGA